ACAGAAGUAGUAGGCUUGCUAAUUCACUAUCAAGCUACCGUUGGUUCAAAAGAUAGCUUUCCAGAGUCUGCAUUACAUAAGGCUGCAGAGAAUGGACAUCAUGAAAUUGUAGACUUGUUGAUCAACCAUGGCGUGGCUGUUGACGCACAAAAUGCAUUCUCACAAACUGCACUUCACUUGGCUGCAAAGAAAGGCUAUAAAAAUGUAGUAGGUCUGCUGAUCAACCGGCAGUGUACUAUCGAUGCAAAAGAUCAGUAUUCAAAUACUCCACUUUAUGGGGCUGUAAUGAAUGGACAUUGUGAUACAGUAGACCUGCUAAUUAACCAUGGCGCGGCUGUUGACGGACAAAACGAACGCUUAAGAACUGCACUUCACCUGGCUUCAGAGAAGGGAGAUAUGGAAGUCGUAGGUACGCUGCUCCAUUAUCGAGCUUCUGUCGAC
Messenger RNA from Umbelopsis ramanniana AG, 441 nucleotides. RefSeq lists its product as uncharacterized. NCBI's taxonomy places the organism in Eukaryota, Fungi, Mucoromycota, Umbelopsidomycetes, Umbelopsidales, Umbelopsidaceae. The record is from RefSeq and is a predicted model, not a curated record. The annotation marks the transcript as partial. The transcript has a single exon. Gene Ontology annotation, molecular function: protein binding.